Molecule: messenger RNA, 1404 nt
Organism: Cylindrotheca closterium
Lineage: Eukaryota; Bacillariophyta; Bacillariophyceae; Bacillariales; Bacillariaceae
Source: the annotation of a GenBank genome assembly
AUGGUUUGGCCGUGGACUACCGUUUCUGCCUCUACGUCUCCAAAAGGAAAGAGAAUCAAUGGAAUCCGGCAUACUGCACAGAAGAAAUGGCCACCAAAGACUUCAAGACAACACUUCAGAUCUCGAUUGGUAGUAUUGCUGAUUAUGAUCACCACCAUGAUUGCUUGGGUGGGAGCUUUGCUACGACUUGUGCUCCUAUCAAAAGACAACAGAGAUCCGAUGUCCAUACACAAUCCUCCCGUUGUCGCCUUUCACGAUGCCGUGGACGAUAGGAUUGCCCGAGAAAUACCUGGAUUGGAAAUUUCUAUUCCAAUGCCGCCAGAUGGUGGUCAAUCCGAUCUUCAAGUGGUAAUACCCGCCAACUUACAAUCAUACUUUUCCAGCAACAUAUCUAUCGAUGACUCAAAAGCAAAAGGCAUGGUACUAUUGCUGCAUGCUUGUACACAUUCCGCGACAAAGUUUUUCUCCCCAUCUCUUGCCACCUGUCCCAACUGUGUUGGCUUAUCUGAAGAAAUGCGCAUCGUAAGGCUAGUGUUGGAAAAAGGAUACAUUCCAGUCGCCUUGUCUUGUGUCGAUCGAAAAAGCGGAUGCUGGAAUCCUACGAAGGAUACCAAACGAAUUGAAUACUUGCUGAAAUGGUUGCGAGAAGAACCAUCAUCAAACGAACCAUUGUCACCUCGCAAGUUUCUUUCGACUGCACUAUCAUCAUCCCCUUCCUCUCAGACAUUUGUAAUGGGAGCUUCUUCAGGAGGUGCCAUGGCGGCUCAGUUGGUCGCUCACGGAGUCAUUGAUAAGGGUGUCGUCAUGGUCAUGGGACUGGGCCCCAAGGUCGUCACCCAACUUCAGGAAUUGCACCGACAACGACAACAAAGCAAGAAUAACGGAGGCAAAGCAAGCUCACCAAAAUUAUAUUUAGCACCCAUGCCACGAGACAAGGGCACCACUCAAAAGGCAAUUCAGAAUUAUCAUACGCUCUGCACCAAUAACUGCGCUUCAGCAGGGCAUAAUCCACUUCCGAACUCUGAGGCGGGUGACUGGAUCAUACUGGAUACGACACACUGCGCUUCCUUGCCUGUCACUGUCGACUUUUUGAUGCAACGAGUUCCUGGCAUGAAUGUCGAGGCGGCAAACCAGUUAAUUCAAGCAUUGCUAGAGGCCAAACACAUGGACAAAGACAGCCAAGAACUCGUGGUGGAUCCCACAAGAUCCAACUGGAGGGACUUGUUAUUACUACAGGAAGAAAAGAAGGCUGUCUCUUCCAGCUCCAAUGCCUCUUACUAUCAUGGCAAGUUUGCUCUUCAGCCAGGAUACUCGCCACUGGCCAAAGCAUUGCACCGAGCAUGGGCCUUUCACGAAUACUGUUCGGAAGUGGUGGUUCCGGCGCUGGAAUUCUUUGAGCAAUAG